Messenger RNA from Drosophila melanogaster (fruit fly), 612 nucleotides. RefSeq lists its product as uncharacterized. The record is from RefSeq and is marked reviewed. Bases 311 to 535 code for a protein of 74 amino acids. NCBI's taxonomy places the organism in Eukaryota, Metazoa, Arthropoda, Insecta, Diptera, Drosophilidae. The transcript is spliced from 2 exons.
CCCGGAGCCAAAUCCCCCUGGUCAUCGCAAUCAACCCAUUCCCCUCUCCCAUUGCCGCCCAAAUUCAUUGGCGCCUUUCCCUUCCGCCUUUGGCUGUUGCGCAUUUUGUGUUUUGCUCUCAACGUUCAUUUUGGCCUUCUUUUUCUGGCCAAAUGAUUUAAUUUCAUGUAUUUCGCUGUGCGGCAAUGGCGAUGCUUAUUAGUUGCAAUUUGCCAGCUCUGGCAUAAGUUUACUCUAGCCAAAGCCAACAGCAAGCACCGCAAACUAAACCAAAUAAAUAAAAUAAUUGCCUUCCCAAGAAGUUGAUAGAAUGGGCAAAAAUAAGGGUGGUGGCGGCGGCGGUGGAGGAGGAGGUGGCGGUGGUGGAGGCGGGGGCAAUAAAAAGGGCGGCGGUGGUGGCGGAGGCGGCGGCGGAGGUGGCUCCGGAAAUAAAAACAAAGGCGGCGAUGGAGGCGGCGGUGACAAAGGUGGAGCCAAGAAAGGACAAGACCAAAAGGCAGCCGCAGGCGGUGGCAAGAAGGGAGGCAAGAAAUAGCAACCGUGGCAACAUCAAAGCGCAUUAAAAAUUACAAAUUUAGAGUUAAGUUGAAAUUAAAAGUGAUAUCAGGGUGU